This is a messenger RNA of Ailuropoda melanoleuca (giant panda), 4712 nucleotides long. It is a transcript of the gene FBXO30, whose product is annotated as F-box protein 30. Gene Ontology annotation, molecular function: ubiquitin protein ligase activity; protein binding; zinc ion binding. The coding region runs from base 105 to 2348 and encodes 747 amino acids. The transcript has 2 exons. The record is from RefSeq and is a predicted model, not a curated record. NCBI's taxonomy places the organism in Eukaryota, Metazoa, Chordata, Mammalia, Carnivora, Ursidae.
UUAUGACUUGAUUUCUGUUAUUCAACAAUUUUUAAAAAUCCACCACUUUUUGCCUAACUUCUUAUCUUUUUUCCUUCUCAACCACUAGAGCUGGACUGGCCGUUAUGGAGGAGGAGCUGCAGCACUCGCACUGUGUGAACUGUGUCAGUAGACGGUGUAUGACCAGACCAGAGCCUGGGAUUUCCUGUGACUUGAUUGGUUGUCCAUUGGUGUGUGGAGCAGUUUUCCAUUCUUGUAAAGCUGAUGAGCAUCGACUUUUAUGUCCAUUUGAACGAGUGCCUUGCUUAAAUAGUGACUUUGGAUGUCCGUUUACAAUGGCUCGAAAUAAAGUUGCUGAACAUCUAGAAAUGUGUCCUGCAAGUGUGGUGUGCUGUACUAUGGAGUGGAACCGAUGGCCAGUUAGUUACGCAGAUCGGAAAUCGUAUGAAAAUCUAAGCAGAGAUGUUGAUGAAGUGGCACAAUUAGAUAUGGCCUUGGCCCUUCAAGACCAAAGGAUGCUCUUAGAAUCUCUCAAAGUAGCCACCAUGAUGUCAAAAGCAACUGAUAAAGUAUCAGAACCUAGAGAACAAAUCUCAGUUAAAUCAAGUGUCCCAGAAAUACCACAUACUAAUGGUUUGGUGUCUGUUGAUGAAGAAUCUUAUGGUGCACUUUAUCAAGCUACUGUAGAAACAACCAGAAGUUUGGCUGCUGCUUUAGAUAUCCUGAAUACCGCCACAAGAGACAUUGGCAUGUUAAGUACAAGUCUUUGCACUUCCCCAAAUGAAAUGAAUGAAGAGGAAGAUGCCAGAGGAAACUUGCAGAACAGACACUUGAAAGACCAGGACCAUUUUUAUGAGGAUGAAAUAGGAGCUGUAGGUGGAAUUGACCAUAAUGACACAAGUCUUAGUGUCCAGUCUGAACAAAAUGGUUCAAGUGAUUUAUUGUAUGACUCGAAUACCAGUUCUUACGGCACUUCUGCUCUUUGUAAUGGCUUUUCUUUGGAAAAUAUAUGUACACAGGCCAUAGACCAAAAUCAGAAAUUACAUGGUGAUUCAAAACAAAGUAACUUAACAAAUGGAGAAUGUAUAGCAUCAGAUGGCACUUCAGAACCUUCCAGUUCACUUUCAGUAGCAGCACAGCUUAGGGAAGUAAUACCAUCUAGCGCUUUACCUAAUGGCACAGUUCAGCAUCUCCUCAUGCCAAAUGAUGAGGAUGAAGGAGCGUUGUGUUGGAGAAAAGUAGACUUAGGGGACUUGAAGAAUGUGGAUGUCUUAUCUUUCAGUCAUCCUCCUCCAUUCAAAUUUCUUUCUAACUCAUGUUGGUCUAAACCAAAAGAAGAUAAAGCAGUAGAUACAUCAGAUUUGGAAGUUGCAGAAGAUCCAAUGGGCCUCCAAGGAAUAGAUCUAAUCACAGCAGCAUUGCUGUUUUGUCUAGGAGAUUCUCCAGGCGGGAGGGGUAUAUCUGAUAGUCGCAUGGUUGAUGUUUAUCACACUGACUUUGGGACUCAGACUUUUUCACUUCCAUCUGCAAUAUUAGCUACAAAUACAAUGGUUGGAGAAAUAGCUUCAGCUUCAGCUUGUGAUCAUGCCAACCCACAGCUUUCAAAUCCAAGUCCUUUUCAGACACUUGGGCUGGAUUUAGUAUUGGAAUGUGUUGCUAGGUACCAACCCAAGCAGCGUUCAAUGUUUACAUUUGUUUGUGGACAGUUAUUUAGAAGAAAAGAAUUUUCUUCACAUUUUAAGAAUGUGCAUGGUGACAUUCAUGCUGGACUCAAUGGCUGGAUGGAACAGAGGUGUCCUUUAGCAUAUUAUGGUUGUACCUAUUCUCAGCGUAGAUUUUGUCCAUCAACACAAGGAGCAAAGAUUAUACAUGACCGCCAUUUGAGGUCAUUUGGAGUUCAGCCGUGUGUAUCUACAGUAUUAGUAGAGCCUGCUAGAAACUGUGUGUUGGGAUUGCAUAGUGACCAUCUAAGUGGUCUUCCUUUUGAGGUCCUACAACAUAUUGCAGGCUUUCUUGAUGGCUUCAGUUUAUGCCAGCUUUCAUGUGUAUCCAGGUUAAUGAGGGAUGUGUGUGGCAGCCUGCUUCAGUCUCGUGGAAUGGUCAUACUGCAGUGGGGAAAAAGGAAGUAUCCAGAAGGAAAUUCGUCAUGGCAAAUAAAGGAAAAGGUAUGGCGAUUCAGUACUGCAUUUUGUUCUGUUAAUGAAUGGAAAUUUGCUGACAUCCUAAGCAUGGCUGACCACUUGAAGAAAUGCAGUUACAAUAUUGUAGAGAAACGCGAGGAAGCAAUCCCAUUGCCGUGUAUGUGUGUGACAAGAGAACUCACUAAAGAGGGACGUUCACUUCGCUCCGUUUUAAAACCUGUACUUUAAAAACUGUAACGCCACUUGCACAUACAUGCAAGCACCUAGUAUAAUUUCUUUGUAAUAUGUGACACUUUAUUAAUGUAUUAAAGAUUACAACUAGCUAAAUUUAUUGCCACUAUGUAUAUAAUGUUUUGAAGUGACAUAUAUUUUUAUAAAGUACUGUUUAGUUGGAAAAAAGUUGCCUUAAUGUUUGAAAUGUGUGAAAUUUUUGGAACUUGCUGGACAGGGUGAUUUAAUUUUUAGCUGCAUAAUUUUCAGAAUUAGUAUUUUUAAUGGUGUGCAUAUUUUGAUUUUUUAAUUUUUUUGUUUCUUAAACUAACAAGAUCCUGACCAAUUUGUCCCUAAUGUUUUCUGUGGUUUAUAACCCAUGCAUUCAGAAAGCAAAACUUUGAUUCAAAUUUUUGCAGCAUAGGUUUUUCAGAUAAAGACAUUCAAUUGCUUAAGGACUGCCAUAAGAUCAUUGUAAGAUUUUUAUUUUCUAGUGUUCCCCUUAUAUGAUUGUGGAUACAUAGAUGAUCUUUAAUAUGUAUUUACAUAAUAUUUAAAAUCAUGACUAAUGUUUGGUAAUGCAUUUAUCCUGUUUUAAAAAUACCCACAAAAGUGUUUUCACCUUAUGUAUUUGCAGCUCUCAUACAGAGAGAGUGACCAUGUGCAACUCCCUUUUUCUUAGACACCACAUCCAAAGACUCAUGGCAGUGUGUUUUAUGACAGGUUAAAAUGAAAGCCAACAAAAAGCCUCUGAAUUUAUUUUAAUUUGAAACUUCAUGGUAUGAUAUAUUUGCUAGGUUUUUGAUAUUUGGAAAGAAGAAAAUAUACCUCAUUUAAAGUUCAGAUUGGGGAUAUUGUGUGAAUAAAUUUCAGAUAUUCAGAAUGCAAAGGGCUUAACUUUCUUUACUAAGCAUUUAGAAUUUUUGCCAUUUUAUGUUUAUAAAAAUCACAACUAUAUUGUUUUAAGAUGUUUAACAAUGUGAAAUUUGGUAUGUUUGCAAGAUGACAAUCAUGAAAUGGAAAAAUCUGUCUUGGCUGACAAUCUCCUUAAAACAUUUCCAGGUUUAUUUCCCAUAGACUUCUCUGCCAAAAUAGUCAGAAUUGCAUCUUUUUGUAAAGGUCAAGGUAUAAGAGGAAAAAUAUUCAAAGUCCUAUUCUUGAAGUGUCUUAUGGUAGUUUUCAAAUUGAUUAACACUAUUAACCUGAUUCAGUUAAAAAAUGAAUAUAUCAGUAUUUUGAAAUAAAUUGCAAAGGUGGGGAAUACUUAAUUUGUUUUAAGUAACUUCUAUAUUUGGUAGUCUGAAGUGGUGACAAGUUACCUUGCUAUAAAAUACCAAACUUCUGUGUCUUCUCUUCCGACGUUGGCCCCUGAGAGUGCCCUGUUGUUACUAGGAUAACAAUACUAUGGCAGUCAGACUGGGCAGAAGUGUUCCUUGGGCAUUAGAAAAGAACUCUGAACUGCUUACGACUUCUUUUGGUUGAAUCAAGCCCUUAUGACAGUUGAAGAUAUAGCAUUAAAGACUAAUCAGUUGUUUUGUCUCACCUAUCAUUUCAAUUAGUAGAAUAAUUAUUUCUCAGUGCUUAAAUUUUCAACUGUGAGGUUGAAUUAUAGAAAUAGUCUGUUUCUGAAAAAGUCAGAAAGGAGAUCAAAUACUGUAAAAUAUAACUGCCUUUUAAAGUUUUGCUGAAGAAUGUGUCUGGUUAGGAUAGCACAAACAUUAACUUUUUGUUUUGUGGUUGUGCUUGUUUGGUUUUUGAGUUUAGACUUCUUGUUUCUACACUGGAUCGUGAGAUAUUUAACAGUUUUCCACCCUACAUUUCUUUUACACAUCUUUGGCUGUUUUCUUUUGUGUUUGUUAUGCCACCAUACGAUUUUGUUAAAAUGUUUUCUUUGUGCAACAUUUGUUCAAAUUCUAAUAAAAUUAAUAUUUUCCCUUUAUGUGGCUCAAUAAUUUAAAAGGAAAAACUUUCAUUUGAAUAAAAUUUUAAUACUUGUUUGACAAAUUCCAAACAGUGUUUCUAAGUGUAGAUUUUCUGCAUGUUGUAGGAGUUGUUGAUUACCAUUGCUCACCUAUGUUUUACUGGUGAGCAGUCUUUUUUUUUUUUUCUUUUUUUUUUUAAUAUGGAAAACUCAUUGGUUAACAUUCUGUGACCCUUCUGUGUCUUCCUGAAAGUAGUCCCAUCUAGGGGUAUUGAAAGGCUGAAGAGUUUUGGGCAAUAUUGUUUUUCUGAAACUUGUAAUGGGAACAAUAUAGGUAGCCUUUUAAGCCUGAAGAGGUUUGUAUGUCAGUUAAAUUCAUUGUCAUUUGAGAAGUCUUUGUUGAUUUCUUAGUUUUUUCUAACCAGCAAGAUAAAGGGCAAGUAUCAGGAUGGAAGAAAAUA